GCAGGAGGCACGGGGGAUGAAGGAGUCCUCUCGGUGGAGAGACUCUGAGCUACGUUCAUGUGUCAGAGACUUAGAUCUGCCCAGGCAGAAGGGACUGCCUCAGUAUCCAAUAAACCCACCUGCCUCGCUCGGCAUGGGUAGAAGAUCCUAGAAUUAUAUAGAGGGAGGUGGAAGAGGCCGUACAUCUAAGCCAUCUCCCUUAUGUUACAGAAAGUGAGACUGGAGAGGUCAAGAGCUAGUACUGGAACCUCAGUCCUCUGAUUUGAAGCCCAGUCUGUCUGCAUCCACCUCCCCUGCUGCUGUCUCCCCAAGAAAAUGCUGAGGAAUCUGUUCCUGAGGCAGAGAACAUUACUCUCCUGCAGUUGGAGUAGAGCCUCUCUUUUGAAGAAGUACCUAUUCACAAUGAAAGUGGAAUCACCAGAAUUUCAGUCCCUUUUUACAGAAGGACUGAAGAACCUGACAGAGUUAUUCAGUAAAGAAAAACAUGAAUUAAGAAUAGCAGGAGGAGCGGUACGAGAUUUAUUAAAUGGAACAAAGCCACAAGAUGUGGAUUUUGCUACCACUGCUACCCCAGCUCAAAUGAAGGAAAUGUUCCAGGCUGCUGGGAUUCGUCUGAUCAAUAACAAAGGAGAAAAACAUGGAACCAUUACCGCCAGGCUUCAUGAAGAAAAUUUUGAGAUCACCACACUAAGGAUUGAUGUCCUUACAGAUGGAAGACAUGCAGAGGUGGAAUUCACAACUGACUGGCAGAAAGACGCAGAACGGAGAGAUCUCACCAUCAACUCUAUGUUUUUAGGUUUUGAUGGUACCCUAUAUGACUACUUUAAUGGCUAUGAAGAUUUGAAAAAUAAGAAAGUCAGAUUUGUUGGAGACCCUAAAGAGAGAAUUCAAGAGGAUUAUCUUCGAAUUUUGAGAUAUUUCAGGUUUUAUGGAAGAAUAGCAGAUAGACCUGGUAUCCAUGAUUCAAAGACUUUGGAAGCAAUUAAAGAAAAUGCAAAAGGUUUGGCCGGAAUUUCUGGAGAGAGGAUUUGGGUAGAACUGAAAAAAAUUCUUGUUGGUAACCAUGCAAAUCAUUUGGUUCAUCUUAUGUAUGAUCUUGGUGUGGCUCAUUACAUUGGUUUACCUGCUGCUGGGAGUUUAGAAGAAUUUAACAAAGUCAGUAAAAAUGUCGAAACUCUUUCUCCAAAGCCAAUGACUCUUUUGGCUUCAUUAUUCAAAGUACAGGAUGAUGUUAAAAACCUUGAUUUGAGAUUGAAGAUUGCAAAAGAAGAAAAAAAUCUUGGCUUGUUUUUAGUGAAAUAUAGGAAAGAUUUAAUUAAAGCUGCUGAUAGUUCAGAACCACUGAAGCCCUAUCAAGAUUUUGUUUUAGACUCUAGGGAACCUGAUACACUUACUCGAAUUUGUGAACUGCUCAAAUACCAAGGAGAGGUGGGUCUUCUUAAGGAAAUGCAACAGUGGACUAUCCCUCCCUUCCCAGUCAGCGGCCAUGAUGUAAGAAAAAUAGGUAUUUCUUCGGGAAAAGAAAUUGGGUUAAUAUUACAGCAGCUGCGAGAACAGUGGAAGAAGAGUGGCUACCAGAUGGACAAGGAGGAACUUCUAAGUUUCAUAAAGAAGGCCUGAACAUGGUUGGAGGACUCUACCUGGAUGGUCUUUCCAGCUUGGCAUCUCAAGAAACCUUUGACAUGAAAUGGAAACUUUGGGGCUAAGAAGCAACAACCUUGAUUUUAAAAAAGUCAUUAGAAGAGAACUCCCAUUUUUAGGACUUAUGAAAAAGUUGAAACUUUAUAUUUUAUGUUUCAUGCACAAAUCUCAAACCUACUUAAUGAGACUGUUGCAGUCAUUGAACAGAAGUGCCUGCCUUUUGUUUCACAUUUUAGUGGUAAAUACAAAUGUAUUAACAUUGA
Messenger RNA from Dromiciops gliroides (monito del monte), 1904 nucleotides. It is a transcript of the gene TRNT1, whose product is annotated as tRNA nucleotidyl transferase 1. Bases 316 to 1620 code for a protein of 434 amino acids. Gene Ontology annotation, biological process: RNA processing. Gene Ontology annotation, molecular function: nucleotidyltransferase activity; RNA binding. The record is from RefSeq and is a predicted model, not a curated record. NCBI's taxonomy places the organism in Eukaryota, Metazoa, Chordata, Mammalia, Microbiotheria, Microbiotheriidae. The transcript has 8 exons.